CUGAAGUCUCAUCACCGCAACCACCCGAAACGCAACCCCUCUCUGGAGAUCACCAGAUCUACUCGUCCCCAAUGGCGGCCGCCGCCGCCACCUCCCCGGCGCGGGCGGCGGCCUGGACCUUCGCCGCCGCCACAUGCGUCAAGCUCCUGCUCGUCCCCACCUACCGCUCCACCGACUUCGACGUGCACCGCUACUGGCUCGCCCUCACCCACGCCCUCCCCGCGCGGCGGUGGUACACCGACGCCUCGUCGCAGUGGACGCUCGACUACCCGCCCUUCUUCGCCUACUUCUCCCGCCUCCUCGCCCUCCCGGCGCCCCUCGUCGACGCCUCCCUCGUCUCCCUCCCCGUCCCCGACGCGCCGCCCUCCUUCGCCUACCUCCUCUACCUCCGCCUCACCGUCGCCUUCUCCGACCUCCUCCUCCUCCUCUCCUCCGUCCUCCUGCUGGCCACGGACGCGCUCACGCGGCGGCGGCGGCGGCCGUUCCUCUCCCUCGCGCUCGUCCUCUGGUCGCCGGCGCUGCUCGCCGUGGACCACGUACACUUCCAGUACAACGGGUUCCUGAUGGGGCUGCUGCUGCUGUCGCUGCACUUCCUUGAGCAGGGGAGGGAUCUCGCCGGCGGAGUCGUUUUUGCUGCUCUGCUGUGCUCGAAGCACCUGUUCCUAGUGGCGGCGCCGGUCUACUUCGUGUAUCUUUUCCGGCAUUAUUGCUGUGGCCGGGGUGUGGUGAGGGGAUUGGGAAGGUUGGUGCUGAUGGGGGCUGGUGUGGCUGCUGUGUUUGCUGCUGCAUUUGUGCCCUUCCUGUACUAUGGGCAGAUGCAACAGCUCUUUAACCGGUUGUUUCCCUUUGGUCGAGGCCUGUGCCAUGCUUAUUGGGCGCCAAAUUUUUGGGUAUUCUACAUUUUACUUGACAAGAUCUUCGCGUUUCUUCUUAGAAGACUAGGCUUCAACAUCCAGAUACCUGAAGCUUCAUUUACCGGGGGGCUUGUUGGUAAUUCGUCUCCUUUUGCUGUUCUUCCCAAGGUCACUCCAAUAACUACAUUUUUAUUGGUCAUACUUGCUAUGUCUCCUUGCCUCAUGAAAGCAUUCUCUAAACCCCAGCCAAGGCACAUUAUUAGAUGGGUGUCAUAUGCAACUACAUGUGGGUUUAUGUUUGGAUGGCAUGUACAUGAGAAGGCAUCACUCCAUUUCACUAUUCCGCUUGCCCUAAUUGCCAUGGAUAGCUUGGAGGACGCGAAGCAUUAUUUUGUGUUGUCAAUAGUUUCAUGUUAUUCAUUGUUCCCAUUGUUGUUUGAGAACCAAGAAUAUCCUAUAAAGGUUAUGCUUCUGUUGACCUAUGCUACCCUCAUGUGGGUAGGAUUUUCUUCCCAUUUUGCUGCAAAAUCUCCUCAAGAAGGGAAGAAAGUAAAUGAAUCAGGCAGCGUGGUCAGGAAAAAUAGCUUCAUUGGGUGGAUCAGUUUUAGCUAUCUUUUAGGAAUUGUUGCUAUAGAAUUAUGGUCUCAAGUAUUCCACCACUAUGUAUUUGGCAGCAGAUUUCCUUUCCUACCUCUCAUAAUGGUGUCACUCUACUGUGGUGUCGGAAUGAUGUACUCAUGGAUGUGGCAACUCGCAUGGAUUGUCAGGCACUAAUAUGGUCUCUGGUUAGCAACACGAGCAUGCUGCUUUGCCUUGCUGGGAACCCAGCCUCGCACUAAUUUGUGAUAACUCACCCCUCUUGACCAUUGCAUUAGGCCAUCUUUCCCACCCCAAGUUGCUACUGGGGUGGGAACAUGUUGACACAUUCAGUUGUACAGCGUGAUGGCAAUUUUCGGAGAUGUAAACCUCUUGUGAUAACUCACCCCUCUUGACCAUUGCAUUAUGCCAUCGUUCUCUCCCCAAAUUACUACUGGGAACAUCAUUCAUAUGUUGACACAUUCAGUUCUACAGUGUGUUGGCAAUUUUUGGAGUAACCUUUUCGUGAUGUAAUGUAUUCUUUUGUAUGGAGCUGCUUGUACCAAUCCAUUCUUCAUGGGUUGGUCUUUUUCUUCUUCUGAUAAUUCUGGAACGUGCUCUGCUGAUUGUACGAUGACCAUGGAGAUGCUUACUGUCUUUCUUUUCCAUUUUUCUGGAAUGCAAUAAGGUAUCCAUUGGCCUCCCUGAUUUUA
Messenger RNA from Oryza sativa Japonica Group (Japanese rice), 2143 nucleotides. Its product is annotated as dolichyl pyrophosphate Glc1Man9GlcNAc2 alpha-1,3-glucosyltransferase. Gene Ontology annotation, biological process: protein N-linked glycosylation. Gene Ontology annotation, molecular function: dolichyl pyrophosphate Glc1Man9GlcNAc2 alpha-1,3-glucosyltransferase activity. The record is from RefSeq and is a predicted model, not a curated record. Gene Ontology annotation, cellular component: endoplasmic reticulum membrane. Lineage: Eukaryota; Viridiplantae; Streptophyta; Magnoliopsida; Poales; Poaceae.